CAGUCAAAAUGGCUUCGUUCAAAGUGAAACCAGAGCACACUGGACCGCCGGAUUUGUACUACAAUGAAACCGAAGCAGCAAAAUAUGCAUCAAACUCCCACAUCACUGCAAUUCAACAUGAAAUGGCUGAAAGAGCACUAGAGCUAUUGGCACUUCCAGAAGGGAAAUCUGGAUUUUUGCUAGAUAUUGGUUGCGGUACCGGAAUGAGUUCUGAAGUUAUACUUGAUGCUGGUCACAUGUUUGUUGGCGUUGACGUUUCCAGACCAAUGUUAGAAAUUGCUCGUCAAGAUGAAGACCUUGAAUCUGGAGAUUUCAUUCAUCAAGAUAUGGGACUAGGAAUGCCAUUCAGGCCUGGAAGUUUUGAUGGUGCAAUUAGUAUCUCAGCCAUUCAAUGGUUAUGCCAUGCAAAUGCUUCAGAUGAGAAUCCACGUAAACGUCUUCUCUUCUUUUUUCAAUCACUCUAUGGAUGCCUUGGGCGUGGAUCACGAGCAGUUUUCCAAUUCUACCCGGAAAACGAUGAGCAAUGCGAUCUGAUUAUGGGUCAAGCUCAUAAAGCAGGAUUCAAUGGAGGACUUGUUGUUGAUUUUCCUGAAGCCGCCAAACGGAAGAAAGUUUAUUUGGUUUUGAUGACUGGAGGAGUGGUUCAACUUCCACAAGCAUUGACUGAAGAUGGAGAAGAAAGCAGAACACAGAUUGAUAAUGCUGGAAGAAGAUUUGUGUGGAACUCUCGUAAAAAUGAGAAAGUCGCGAAAGGAUCGAAAGCAUGGAUUGAGGCGAAACGUCAACGACAGAUUAAGCAGGGACGCGACGUCAGACACGAGUCGAAGUAUUCCGGAAGAAAGAGAAAGACCAAGUUCUAAAUUUUUCAGUUAUUACAAAAAUUGUUCUUUUGUUAUUCCAUUUACUACUGUUUGAAUUUUGUUGUUCUUGUUCUUUUUCAAUUUUUCUUUGUUUUCUUCCUCAUUUCAUAGUAAAAAUUUAUUGAUAAAUGGAUUUUUCCUAAGUACGUGGGGAGGAUAUCCAAGAAAAUUGACCAAAAACUUCUCAAAUGCUUGAUUAGAAUAGAUUGAUUUUUGAGGAUAAGGGCCUCUGUAGUUUAAAGACACGAGCUGAUAAAAAACAUUUUUGAAUUUCUUGAAUUCUGAGCUUUGAUUGAACUUCCUAUUGACUGGGUUUAAUUAAAAUUUUGCCUCCUGUAAAACCUCUCCGAAAACUACAGUAACCCCAGAGAGUUUUCGUGAUGAGACCCUGAAAAUUUGCAUAAAACGGAAUAUAGCCGAGAUGGGUUCAAAUGAAAGCUUAAAAUGCGAUAAAUUGAAC
Caenorhabditis elegans is the source of this 1320-nucleotide messenger RNA. It is a transcript of the gene C27F2.4, whose product is annotated as Methyltransferase BUD23. Gene Ontology annotation, cellular component: cytoplasm; nucleus. Gene Ontology annotation, molecular function: S-adenosylmethionine-dependent methyltransferase activity; rRNA (guanine) methyltransferase activity. The transcript has 6 exons. NCBI's taxonomy places the organism in Eukaryota, Metazoa, Nematoda, Chromadorea, Rhabditida, Rhabditidae. Bases 9 to 860 code for a protein of 283 amino acids. Gene Ontology annotation, biological process: rRNA (guanine-N7)-methylation. The record is from RefSeq and is marked reviewed.